Apodemus sylvaticus (European woodmouse) is the source of this 1614-nucleotide messenger RNA. RefSeq names its product tyrosinase related protein 1 (gene Tyrp1). Gene Ontology annotation, molecular function: oxidoreductase activity. Bases 1 to 1614 code for a protein of 537 amino acids. Gene Ontology annotation, biological process: melanocyte differentiation; melanosome organization. Lineage: Eukaryota; Metazoa; Chordata; Mammalia; Rodentia; Muridae. The transcript has 7 exons. Gene Ontology annotation, cellular component: melanosome. The record is from RefSeq and is a predicted model, not a curated record.
AUGAAAUCUUACAAAGUCCUCUCCCUAGCCUCUAUCGUCCUUUCCCUGAUGCUCUUUCAUCAGAUCUGGGCUCAGUUUCCACGAGAGUGUGCCAAUAUUGAGGCUCUGAGAAGUGGAGUGUGUUGCCCAGACCUGUUCCCUUCCUCUGGACCGGGGACCGACCCUUGUGGCUCAUCAUCAGGAAGGGGCAGGUGUGUGGCUGUGACUGCAGACUCCCGACCCCACAGCCGCCAUUAUCCCCAUGAUGGUAGAGAUGACCGAGAAAACUGGCCUCUGAGGUUCUUUAAUAGAACAUGUCAGUGCAAUGGUAAUUUCUCAGGACACAACUGUGGGACUUGUCGUCCUGGGUGGAGAGGAGCUGCAUGCAACCAGAAAAUUCUCAUAGUCAGGAGAAACAUUCUCGACUUAAGUACAGAAGAAAAGAGCCACUUUGUCAGGGCCUUGGAUAUGGCGAAGCGCACAGCUCACCCUCAAUUUGUCAUUGCCACAAGGAGGUCAGAAGACAUACUGGGACCAGAUGGCAACACACUACAAUUUGAGAACAUUUCCAUUUACAACUAUUUUGUUUGGACACACUAUUAUUCAGUCAAAAAAACCUUCCUUGGGGCAGGACAGGAAAGCUUUGGUGAUGUGGAUUUCUCUCAUGAAGGACCCGCUUUCCUCACAUGGCACAGGUACCAUCUGCUGCAGCUGGAGAGAGACUUGCAGGAGAUGCUGCAGGAGCCUUCUUUCUCCCUUCCUUACUGGAAUUUUGCAACUGGGAAAAAUGUCUGUGAUAUCUGCACCGAUGACUUGAUGGGGUCCAGAAGCAACUUCGAUUCUACUCUUAUAAGCCCCAACUCUGUCUUUUCACAAUGGAGAGUGGUCUGUGAAGCCUUAGAAGAGUACGAUACCCUUGGGACACUUUGCAACAGCACUGAGGGUGGGCCAAUCAGGAGAAACCCAGCAGGAAAUGUAGCAAGACCAGCAGUGCAGCGUCUUCCUGCUCCACAGGAUAUCACUCAGUGCCUGGAAGUCCGUGUGUUUGACACACCUCCAUUUUAUUCCAAUUCUACAAAUAGUUUUCGAAAUACAGUGGAAGGUUACAGUGAUCCCACAGGAAAAUAUGACCCUGCUGUUCGAAGCCUUCACAACCUUGCCCACCUCUUCCUGAACGGAACAGGAGGACAAACCCAUUUGUCUCCCAACGAUCCUAUUUUUGUCCUCCUGCAUACUUUCACGGAUGCAGUCUUUGACGAAUGGCUAAGGAGGUAUAACGCCGAUAUUUCUACCUUCCCACUGGAAAAUGCUCCUAUUGGACAUAACAGGCAGUAUAACAUGGUACCAUUCUGGCCUCCAGUCACCAGCACAGAGAUGUUCGUCACUGCACCAGACAACCUGGGAUAUGCUUACGAAGUUCAGUGGCCAGGUCAAGAGUUUACUGUAUCGGAAAUCAUUACCAUUGCUGUAGUGACUGCGCUGUUACUUGUAGCUGCCAUAUUUGGGGGUGCUUCUUGUCUGAUCCGUUCUAGAAGAACCAAGAAUGAAGCCAACCAGCCUCUCCUCACUGAUCACUAUCAACGCUAUGCUGAGGAAUAUGAGGAACUCCCGAAUCCUAAUCAGUCCAUGGUCUGA